Amphibalanus amphitrite is the source of this 1959-nucleotide messenger RNA. RefSeq lists its product as uncharacterized. The record is from RefSeq and is a predicted model, not a curated record. Gene Ontology annotation, molecular function: nucleic acid binding. NCBI's taxonomy places the organism in Eukaryota, Metazoa, Arthropoda, Thecostraca, Balanomorpha, Balanidae. Gene Ontology annotation, biological process: DNA integration. Bases 1 to 1959 code for a protein of 652 amino acids. The transcript has 2 exons.
AUGGAAGUGUCCGACCGACUAGCUGCAGACUACAGGAUCACAGUCAACCCGCAGCUGAUGGUACAGAAGCACCCUCUACCCACACCUGAAGAGCUGUUCGUGAGGAUAAAAGGGAAGAGAUUCUGCAAACUAGAUCUAAAGGAUGCAUACCUGCAGAUGAAGCUCGACGACGAGUCGAAGAACAUGACGACUGUCACCACACACAAGGGACUUCUUCGCAUGAACAGGCUACCGUUCGGGAUAAGUUCCUGUGGCGACAUCUUCCAGUCAGCCAUGGACCGAAUCUUGGAGGUGCUGGAUGGAUGUGUCAACUACUUGGAUGACCUACUGGUGAUGGGAGGCACAGAGGAGGAAAUGUUGAAGUCGCUGGACCAGGCGCUGGCGAGACUGACCGAACAUGGAGUGCGACUGAAGAGGAGCAAGUGCCAGUUCAACCUCAAGGAGGUGACGUAUCUGGGAUGGCGGAUCUCAGGGACCGACCUGAAGCCAGUGCCGGAGAAGAUCGAGGCUCUGCUGAAGAUGCCAGAGCCCAAGGACGUCAGUGAACUGCGAACACUGCUCGGUAGUUUGAACUACUACCAGAGACUGAUCCCGAACAUGGCAACAACUCUGGCGCCUCUCCACAACCUGUUGAAGAAGGAGGUGAAGUGGAAGUGGAGCCGUGAAUGCAAGAGAGCGGUGGAAGAGAUCCAACGAGUGCUGUGCAGUGACAAAGUUUUGAUGAGGUACGAUCCCCAGAUGCCCAUCAAACUGAUCACUGAUGCCAGCUCAAUCGGAGUUGGCGCAGUACUGGUCCACGUCCUGUCUGACGGACUGGAGCGCCCGGUGUGCUACAGCUCAAGAACACUGACUGCAACUGAGAAAAAGUACUCAGUGCUGGAAAAGGAAGCCCUGGCCGUUUCCUUUGGAAUCAAGAAAUUCCAUCAUUACUUGUAUGGACGUCGCUUCUGUUUGGUCACUGAUAACAGAGCGCUGUCUAUGAUUCUCAACCCACACCGGGAGCUGCCGAGCCUGGCUGCGGCACGGAUGCAGCGAUAUGCGCUACAGCUGGCCGCGCAUUCGUAUGAAGUCGAGCUGCGCAGAACAGAUGUGAUGGGAAUCGCCGACACACUGUCGAGACUGCCUUUGAGCAUCGUCACACAAGAGGAGGAAGAGGAAUGGUGCCCCCAGGUACUGAACACGGAGAACGAGGGGCCCACGCUGCACGCAAGAGAAGUGGAGGUGUACACUCGCCGGGACCCAGUACUCGGGAGAGUACUCCAGUACGUGCGCACCGGAUGGCCGGGAACGGUGGAUCCUACGCUGAAGCCGUUCCACCUGAGGCAGGACGAGUUGUCCACGGAGGGCGACUGCGUACUCUGGGGAGGAAGACUGGUGGAACCGACCAAACUGAGGGACAGAGUGCUGCAAGAAAUACACUCAGGACACAUGGGGAGCAGCAAAAUGAAGCAGCUGGCCCGUCGACAUGUGUGGUGGCCAGGUUUGGACCGUGAGCUGGAGAAUCUGGCCAGUAGCUGUUCAGCCUGUACGGAGAAGAGAGCAGCGCCACUAAAGUCGACUCUGCACCCAUGGGAGCAGACCUCAGGCCCCUGGGAGCGCAUACAUGUUGACUUCGCCGGUCCAUUUCAGGGAACGAUGCUGCUGAUCGUAUCAGACAGUUUCUCCAAAUGGAUCGAAGUCACGGCAAUGAAGUCGACGACUGCGGAACGAACUGUCGAGGAGCUGAGGAAGCUGUUCGCCCGACACGGUCUGCCCAUACAGAUCGUAACAGACAACGGGACACAGUUCACGUCGGAAGAGUUUGCGACGUUCACUAAGAAAAACGGAAUCAGGCACAUCCGAUGGCUGCUACUGGCAAAACCCCAGCAGAGAUGCUAUACGGACGGAACAUCCGGACUCGUCUCGACCUCCUCCGACCGGAUGACAGAACAACAGCCAGAGGUGCUCAAGAAAAGAUGA